Molecule: messenger RNA, 828 nt
Organism: Auxenochlorella protothecoides
Lineage: Eukaryota; Viridiplantae; Chlorophyta; Trebouxiophyceae; Chlorellales; Chlorellaceae
Product: PA-phosphatase related-family protein
Exons: 5
Coding region: 1-828 (275 amino acids)
Biological process (GO): phospholipid metabolic process
Molecular function (GO): phosphatidate phosphatase activity
Source: RefSeq, a predicted model, not a curated record
AUGGCCAUUAAAACACAGUGGAAGCUGAAAGAUAUUCAAUGGAGGGAGGUCUUCAAACGCCAGGAUUAUGCCACAUUGCUCCUCACCGCCUGCUUCAUCGUCGGCCUGGUGAUCCCGUACGCCAUCUCUGAUCCCCGAACCAGCGCCUACAUCAUCUACGAUGCCACGAUCUCUAAUGCCGGUUAUGACAAUUUCAAGCCGUCUGUGCCCAACUUUGUGCCUGUACUCGUGCCCCUCCUCACCUUCGCGAUCACUGUGGUGGUUGGGGAGUUGAUCAGCAGCAAGUCCCAGCACAACACCGUCACAGAGGCUGUGGCAUCCGCACUCUUCUUCGUCCUGGAUGGCAUUCAGUCCUUUGUUUGUGGGCUCCUGGUCGUCCAGAUCACCAAGCUGGUGGUGGGCAGGACCCGCCCCGACUUCCUGGCUCGGUGCAAUCCUAUCAUCCCGGGCAACAUCACCAUCACCAUUGGGGGCCACACCUCAACCGCUUUUAACCUCACCGUCUACACCUCUGCAUACCUUAUCUGGUGCUGGCACAUGCGCCUUUCCUGGACACCAGUCCAUCUUAGCAUGAAGCAGCAGUUCCUGCUGGACCUGCGCAACGUGGCGGCCAAGCUCUGGAUGCUGGUGCUGCUCGGCGUGGCAUGGGGCAUCGCCAUCUCCCGCAUCAUCGACAACCAGCACCACCCCUCCGACGUCAUCGGGGGAGCGCUCAUCGGCAUCUGCAUCGCACUCAUCUAUGUCCUGCGUGCCAUUCCCCGCUACAAGCGCGUACUGUCGCCAGAAGUCAAGUCUGCACAGGGCGACCUCGAUGAAAUGUCGGUGUAG